Messenger RNA from Benincasa hispida (wax gourd), 2275 nucleotides. RefSeq names its product nudix hydrolase 19, chloroplastic-like. Gene Ontology annotation, biological process: NADP+ catabolic process; NAD+ catabolic process. NCBI's taxonomy places the organism in Eukaryota, Viridiplantae, Streptophyta, Magnoliopsida, Cucurbitales, Cucurbitaceae. Gene Ontology annotation, molecular function: metal ion binding; NADH pyrophosphatase activity. Gene Ontology annotation, cellular component: cytosol; peroxisome. The record is from RefSeq and is a predicted model, not a curated record.
CAAUAUUUUUAUGGAGAUUUCUAUGAAAUUAAGGGGGAAAAAAAACUGCUUUUUGAAGUAUGAUCGCCUUGGAAAGAAGGAUUUUUGAUGGCAAAUAGCGCAAGAACAAUCGUCACAGUGUCAAAAUCGACAUGUCGACUGCUUCAUCUUCCUCCUUCAGCUUCCAAUAACCUCCAUGGCUCAUUCUCUCUAUCCUAUCCUCCGCCUCGAAAUUCCAACUCCAACCCCAAUUUUUACUCUACGAGAAAUGGAAUACCCACGUCUCGUUUUUGCUCGCUGUUUAACACCUCCUUCAAUGGAGCAACCUUCUCUUCUUCCACUCGAACCCCUUCCAUGCCCAUUAAAUUACGGUCCCAUGCCUUUGCACGAAACCCUAUCAGAUCCAAAACCCCCAAACCCCAACAUCCCCUUUCCCCUGAUUCAUCGUUCGAAUCACUGAAAUCGAAGCUUCUGGCGAAAACCCCUUUGUUAUCUUCUCCAGAUUUCAAAAUUUUGCCCUUCAGGAAAGGCUGGCCUCUGGUUUCUUGCAAUUGCGAGAAGGGGAAUGAUGAUUCGGCGUCUGGUUGGGGGCUGGGUUGGAUCAGUUUGGCUGAUUGCCAAAGUCUAUUGGCCUUGUUUGGUUCGCAGGUGACGGAAGAUUUGUUGGUCUAUCUUGGUUCUUCUGUUGAAGACGAUGCAGUUUAUUGGGCCAUUGACUUCUCCGGCGACGAUAAUUUGGCUGAGGAAUUGGGUCAGAAGCAGCUCAGUUUUAUCGAGCUGCGAACGCUCAUGGUAGCUACGAAUUGGGCGGAUUCAUGGGCAAUGGGACAAUUGGCUGUUGCAGGUCAUGGCAGGGCUUUGCUAGAUUGGCAUAGAACAUCACGUUUCUGUGGACAUUGUGGAGAAAGGACAGUUCCAACGGAAGCUGGAAAGAGAAGAGAAUGCUCCAAUCAGUCAUGUAAAUUGAGGAUUUUCCCUCGUGUCGAUCCUGUUGUUAUCAUGUUAGUCAUUGACCAGGAGAACGACCGUGCACUCUUAAGCAGGCAAUCGAGAUAUGUGCCUCGAAAAUGGAGUUGCUUAGCUGGUUUUAUGGAGCCUGGAGAAAGUUUGGAAGAAGCUGUGAUAAGAGAAACAUUGGAAGAGACUGGCAUUGAAGUUGGAGAGGUGAUCUAUCACAGUUCUCAGCCAUGGCCAGUUGGACGAAGCACCAUGCCAUGUCAAUUGAUGGUUGGGUUCUUUGCAUAUGCGAAAUCGCUUGAUAUCAAGGUGGACAAGGCAGAGUUGGAAGAUGCACAAUGGCACAAUAGAGAAGAUGUGAAAAGAGCUUUGACAUUAAGUGAAUAUGAGAAGACGCAGCGAACUGCAGCAGCAAAAGUUGAACAAAUGUGCAAGGGUGUUGAAAGCAGACACAACCAGUCUGCAGAUUUCAAUAGUGAAGAUAGUGGGCUGGCUUCCAUGUUCUUUCCUGGCCCUUAUGCAAUAGCUCAUCAACUUAUCUCCUCUUGGGCGUAUCAAGACAAUGGGAAAUGAAGCUGAAGCUUAUAUGAAUCAACCUAGCGAUCAACAUUUUCAGGAUGAAUUUGAUGCAGCACUUGGUUUUUGGGGCUCAUAUGAAUUGCAUAGCUGACAGCGUGGGCAGUCUGAGAGCCCUAGUUAGGGAUAGGGUAGGAUUAUUAGUAGGAUAUCAGUAAGGGCAUAAAGGUCAUUAACCAGGGGUGCCUUGGUUAUAAAUAUAGUGAGGUAGGGUCCUUAGAGAGGUGUGAAGAUUUUGGUAGGAAUCUCAAUUGUUGAAAUUUGGGAGAGAGACUCUCUCAAAAGGCUAUUGAGAACACAAGAACCCUCAAAGAUAGCAAUAUAUUGCAAUAUAAAAGAAGUUACAAUAUAUCAAUAGCCUAACAAGAGGGAUAUCUUUCUCCCAAAUUCCCACCAUGGAAAUUCCUCUCAAAAUUUUUACACCUCUCUAAGAACCCUGACACCAUAUUUAUAAUCAAGGCACCCCUGGAUAAUGCCCUUAUGGCCUUGGCCCCUUUCUAAUAUCCUACCAAAAAUUCUAAUGUAUCCCUAACUAGAGCUUGUUCCUUCUAUACAAAUGGCAGUUCUUUGAGACUGAAUCCUUGUACUUGUUGUUUCAUUGUCUGAGAGUACAAUGUGUAGGUGAACAUUCAUCAUAUACCAUUUUUUUUUUCCUGAAAGCACAUGUAUGUUCCAGAUUCAUCUACUUUGUUCUGAAUACCAUAUGUGUAUGUGACUGUAACUAAUGAAUAGAUGUUUUCGUCAUUUGAUGAUAUUGGUUUUA